GGCAAAUCUACUGUUGCUAAUAUGUUGCUUAAAGACGAUCUUUAUGGAAAGAAAUCACCCAUGACCGAGGACACUAUAGUUAAAUUAUCUUCCAAUUUAGCAUAUGGCCGCAAUAAAAAUUUUAAAGUAUUCAUUAUAGCUGAAUUAGGGAUUUUUGAACGUAAGAAGGCCAUCCAAAAUAUUAGAGAUUAUUUUUCUAAAAAUCAGAAGGGCAGAUUUAUUGAUGAUGAUAGUAAAAAGUUUAAUGAAUUUAAAGAUAUGUUUAAUGAUGGUGAUAGUAAUAUUAUUAUCAUAAUUACCCAUUGUAAGCAAAAAUGGGUUAAUGAAAACUUAAAAACAAUAAGAGAUUAUUUUGGAGAUUAUCCUGUGAUUGGAGUCGAUUUUCCUUCUGAAGAUGAAGAUGAAGGUGGUAGCAAUAAUACUUAUAAACAACGACAGAAGGAACAAAGAGUACAAAGUUUAAACUAUUUAUUAGGACGUCUUUCAGCCCUAAAUUAUAAAGGUAUUCAGAAAAUGGUCUUUCUUGCUGCUGUAAGUAAAAAUGAAGAAGCAAAAGAUGACGGUGUCAAUUUAAGAAAUUUCUGUUCAAUGAUUUCUCGUGCAAACAAGAUAAAUGUGUAUAGAAUCCAUGUAUUGGUUAUCCCAGAACAACGUUUAAUUGGACCUUAG
Molecule: messenger RNA, 669 nt
Organism: Dentiscutata erythropus
Lineage: Eukaryota; Fungi; Glomeromycota; Glomeromycetes; Diversisporales; Gigasporaceae
Source: the annotation of a GenBank genome assembly